UUUACUUCCUGAGUUAAAGGUCAAAUCCGUCUUUUAAUUUACGGGGAUUUGUUUCUCCACUGAAUAGAAAACAGUCUUAAAUACGUUGCCAAAUUUGUAACAAAGAUGUCGUCUGACGAAAUUAUUGGGCCCGCUUUGCCUCCAAUGUUCGGAAAAGAAAGCUCUGAGGACGAAAAUAGUGAAACAGACUUCGCUGGCCCCGCUUUACCUCCCGGUUAUAAACGGGGGGAACCGUCCAGCUCUUCGGAUGACAGUGACCGGGAGGUGUCAGUCAAAAGAGCCAGAACAUCCGGAGACAGACCUGCAGAGUGGGUUCACAAGAGAUGUCCAAUGAAAGAAAAUGCUGCUGAUGAUGAUGAUGAUGGCUUCUUUGGGCCAGCUCUGCCCCCAGGAUUUAAGAAACAACAGAGUUCUCCAGAAAGGCCGCCCGUGAUUGGACCGGCUUUACCUCCAGGGUUUCGAAGAGCAGCUUCUGAAAAUGAUGAUGACCAAGUUGUUGAAGAUGAAGAAGGCCUCCCAGGGCCUGCCUUACCUCCGGACUACUGUGCCGAACCUUCCAGCAGCGAGGAAGAGGAUGAGGAUGAUGGCGUGAUCGGUCCUAUGCCUGCCAAAGGACCCAUCCAGAACACGGCGGCUUUUGAGUUUGAGCGCAGGGCACGAAGGAUGAAAGAGAAGCUGACGACAUCCGAGACUCCUGAGGUGCAGACCAGAGAAACAUGGAUGACGGAGCUCCCGCCAGAACUGCAACACAUUGGCUUGGGGGCUCGAACUUUCAAGAAGAAAUCUGGUCCGGAAAACAAGGAUCGUUCCAUGUGGACGGAUACACCAGCAGACAGAGAACGCAAAGCCAGGGAACGUGUUGAAGGAAAGAAGAAGAGCGAGGCGGUAAAGGAUGACAUUCCGAAGGUUUCCCAGAAGGACUUAGAAAUGGCAGACAAAGUCUCUAAGUAUAAUGAAUCCAAACGUGCCGAGACCCUCAUAAGUUUGCACACAAAAACGAUGAAGGAAAAAGCGAAGGAGAAGGCAGACAAGCCGGUGGAGAGGAGGCCGUUUGAUCGGGACGAAGACCUGCAGGUGAAUCGCUUUGACGAGGCUCAGAAGCAGCGGCUGCUGAAGAAGUCUCAGGAGCUGAACACACGCUUCUCCCACAGCAAGGACCGGAUGUUCCUGUAGCACACUGUUGAAAUGUUUCAAAUCCACAACACGCAGGUUUUCUAGUCGCCAGCUGCCUGGUUAGAAAUGUGUACUUAAUUGAACAGCAGCUAGUAGAACAUGCUUUUUAACUCAGGAAAGACUCUGUUACAGCUGAUGAUAUUCAAACAAAUGAUAUAUUUUGAUAUUUCAUCAUGCAUUAUUUCAGGGUAUCUUCUGUUUUAGUUUUCUUUUUUUCUGAGAUUUGCUAAUGUUUGUACAAACCAACCAAUGGAAACAGCAAUGGUGCAUCUACCAUUUGAUGUACUUUAAACCUUUCAUAUUAGUGUUCAUAUCCUGACUUGUCUGUGACACAUCGUACCUGACCUUUUCUUUUAAAAAGUGUUUUGUAUUUCCACAUAAGAAUGAAAAAUGUUUGAACUUCAGUUUUUCCAAGACCAUUCUUUUUUCUUUUUUUUAAAUUCUUUUAACAAAUCAUUGGCUUGUAUCUAUAUGCUGGCACACAAGUCUCCAAACCUUUAUAUUAAAGUAUCAUUUGUAAAACGUGA
Messenger RNA from Menidia menidia (Atlantic silverside), 1700 nucleotides. NCBI's taxonomy places the organism in Eukaryota, Metazoa, Chordata, Actinopteri, Atheriniformes, Atherinopsidae. The record is from the annotation of a GenBank genome assembly.